Molecule: messenger RNA, 1884 nt
Organism: Polychytrium aggregatum
Lineage: Eukaryota; Fungi; Chytridiomycota; Chytridiomycetes; Polychytriales
Exons: 8
Coding region: 48-1808 (586 amino acids)
Source: RefSeq, a predicted model, not a curated record
ACCUCCUUCGGCCACCUAGCACUUUGGCCCCUUACCGCCCAGCCACCAUGCUUACUUCGUCCUUGUCGCGCAACGGAAAGACCAGGACAAAGUCCGUCCGCUCGCUGAUGGGGCCGCUAUUCGAGCAUCCCGAACGCACCUCCGAGGACCGCGGCGAGUCCGAGGGACUGUCUCGCGAGGCAAACUUGACCGCCAAGCCCAACCACCUCCCUCUGGCCAUCGUUCACCUCCCCGAGUCCAUUCCGGCCGCCUCGAACGUGUCUCCGGGUCUGUGGACCUGGGCCCACAUCACAGACAUGGGCCCGCACGACGGCCUUGAUCGUCAUCUGCGUGAAGUCGAGAAUGCAGAGUGUCUGCGUCGUGCUGCCUGCGAGACGCGCAUCAUCACCCAUGACGGCACCUAUGUCCCAACGCCCCAGGCACUCAAGGACCUCGGCCACGUCGAAGUCAAGCCCCGCCGUCCCGUUGGCGGCUACAAGGGUACAUCUGUGGCUCCCGGAGCCAUCGAGGCUGUUGCCAACGAGCUCAAGGCCCGACUUGAGAGAGACCCGAAUCGUCCGGUCGCCCAGCCAGCAGAGAUGUCUCGCGACAAGCUGGUCCCCCGUCUGUUCGUGCACGUCUCGGAGCUCCAGAUCAAAAGCGGCGGCUUCCAGAACAAGAAGGUCUUUGCGCAGAUCAAAUACGGCGACAGGAUUGCCAAGACCGAGCAGAUCCUUCUGCAUCGCGACCAAAUCACCAAGACCUUUGUGUCUCAGCCACGCGAAGCAUUCAUCAUGGACUACGACGAGGCCGUCCAUGCCGUACGAUUGGAAGUGUUCACUGGAUCUGCCGACCGAGUUGCCGCGUUCUCGCCAGACCUGGGUCUCUCGGCCUCCCCGUCGAUGGACUCUUUUGCAAGCUCUGCCACGGUUACCGGACGCCAGCCUGGGGGCAAGGGCAAAAGAGCGUCCGACGCACUCUCCUUGAUGCUUGGCCAGCGGUUUGGCGGGGCCCAUGCCGCCCAUGCUGGAUCGCCCUUCAGCCUGUUCAACAAUAUGCGCAAGAGUCCAACCACGGCCUCGCUGCAUGGACAUACGCUUGAAGACGGCAUGGACGACGAGCCCAUGUACCUUGGCGAGAUCAUCGUGCCAAUCGUCUACGAUCGAAGCGAUGCCCUCCCACGCAAGACCACCGGAUUGUAUGUUCCCACUGCUGCUGGGAACAGGCGCGAUUAUGUCCAAGUGCUUGUUCAAGUCGGCAUUUUUAUGGACGAACAGUUCCACGAACCUCCAGGCGAGCAGACUCCUGUGGAGGACUUUGCUGACUACAUCAACAUACUGAUUCGCCACCGCGGAGCUGGGACCUGGAGAAAGUAUUGGGGCAUUGUCAGACAGCGAGAAAUCCAGCUCUUUGACUUUGAAUAUGGCGAGAACAAGCCUGUGUGUGCAACUGUUCCCUUGAGCAAUGUCUGCAACGUCAAGCUCGCAGAUCCAGAGCUGAUGUAUGCCCCAUACAGCUUCCAGCUUGAAGUUGAUGCCGAGUUCCAGCGCUCCGGGGCAAAUGCCGAGGAGACGACGGCGUGCUGGCGCAGCUCUGUGGUGGACCAGAUCCCGCCGACCGACCGUCGCCAGCACAGGGGAACCGACGUCGUCUAUGCUUCUGCCGACUCCAAGGAGCGCAUGGAGGCGUGGAUGGCAGCGAUACAGCACCACCUCUCAGAGAUUGUAGCAGAGGAGCACCCACACGGUUAUGCUCCACCUCCCCCCAAGCGCUUCGCUGGUGGUCUUGGUCGUCGGGUUGUUCCGCCUCCGGCCGAGCGCGGAAUGUAGUGAAUACCACUCUGUCGUCCACAGCGGCACUACACGCUUCGUAUAUCGAGAUGCCCUUGCACUGAUAAUAAAGUGG